This is a messenger RNA of Cottoperca gobio, 1516 nucleotides long. RefSeq names its product coagulation factor III, tissue factor a (gene f3a). The transcript has 6 exons. Gene Ontology annotation, cellular component: plasma membrane. Lineage: Eukaryota; Metazoa; Chordata; Actinopteri; Perciformes; Bovichtidae. Gene Ontology annotation, biological process: blood coagulation; cytokine-mediated signaling pathway. Bases 99 to 977 code for a protein of 292 amino acids. Gene Ontology annotation, molecular function: cytokine receptor activity; protein binding. The record is from RefSeq and is a predicted model, not a curated record.
AAGGAUUCAAACAGUACAAACGGUGGUCCGGUUACAUUACUCCUGUCAAAGAGCGAACAGACACACACACUCUUUACCUGGACUACCUUUUACCCGACAUGGUGACAAUAAGAGUCCCAGCAGCAGCAGCGGCUCUCUUUGCCGUCUUCUGUCUGUCCACACACUCUGCCUCAGGCUCCUAUCCCCGAGCACAGAAUGUCACCUGGAAAUCCACCAAUUUCAAAACCAUUUUGAGCUGGGAGCCCAAACCAUCAGCGGAUUACUCCUACACGGUGGAGUACUCUGCGAUCGGUCGGGACAAAGAGAGGAACCUUCACUGUGUUCGAUCCGGGAUGACAGUGUGUGAUCUGUCCAGCUCUCUGACGGACCUCAACGCCUGCUACACUGCAGAUGUCCUGUCUGAACCCCUGCUGGGGGCCACCACGGACCUCAUCGAGUUCCCUCACACCAGCUCACCACGAUUCUGCCCCUACAAAGACACUGAUAUAGGCAGACCUGACUUCAAGCUGGACGUAAGUGCAGGCAAAAAGAAGACCACGCUGUUUGUGACUGACCCACUCACCGCCCUGUUUAAAGAUGGCCGCCAGCUGGACAUCAGGGACAUCUUCUCCAAUCAGCUGCAAUAUAAAGUCACCUAUCGGAAAAAUAAGAGCACAGGCAAGAAAGUGUACACCUCUGCAAGCAAUGUGAUAGAGCUGACUGAUCUGGACCGAGGGGAGAGCUACUGCUUCAACGUCCAGGCCUUUAUUCCCACCCGCAGCAUCGACAAGCAGCUGGGAGAGCUGAGCCAGACCCAGUGCUCCAGCGACGAUAACCAGUCCAUCUUUGAAGUGUAUUCAGUGGGGGUGAUCGCUGCUGCCAUCUUCCUCAUCCUGCUGCUCAUAGGCCUCAUCAUCGCGGUCACAGUGAUCUGCUGCAAGCGCAGGAAGAAAGCUCUGAAAAAGGAAAAAGAAGGAAUGCCACUCCGGGCUGUGUAGACACACACACACACACACACACACACACACACACACUGUGGGAACAUACGGUACAGCUGAACUGCACUGCGGCCCGUGAGGAGAGCAGAUCUAGUCCAUUAUUCCGUUGUCUAACGCUGGAAUCCAUCCUAACUUUAGUUUCUAUGAAACUGCCUCUGAAUAUGUUGCACAUAUUUUAUUCUUUCUUUCAUGCUGCAGAAAAAAGAGACUUUAGGAAAACACUGUUUCAACACUGUACACACUCGUCAUACUGCUGAAGCCUUGUCUACAUGUGGUACCUCUGAUGACUGUAGAUGAACACUACCAACUGAUUUUAUUUAUUUCAUUUUAAAGUGUAUUUUCAAACUUGAAACUUUUGGGAGACGGGUGAAAGCAAAACUUUAUGGGAAAUCAACCUAGUGUAUAUUAUUUUUGUAUUUUAAUGCCUAAUUUAUUCUGUUUAAUUGAUAUUAACAUAUAUGUAUAUGAUGUCAUUUGUAGCUUUUUUUAUACUUCAGAUUGUUGAAAUGUUGACGUAAUAAAUAUUUUACAGAACACGA